UGGAGGAGAUGACAGAUUGACGUCAUCGGGACUGACGCAGAGCGAGCCGUGGUAGCGGAGAGGCACAGAGGCGGCAGCGGCAGCGGCAGCACCAUCGUACCGGCUAGCAAACGACACCUCACCUAUCUCCCACCACCCGCGGGGUGUUUUCUCACUGAGCAUCCUCCACAAAUAACGAGAUAAAAGAUAAGAUGGCCACCUCCUCCACCACUCUGGAAGAAGACGAGAGUUUGAAGGGCUGUGAAAUUUUUGUUCAGAAGCACAACAUCCAGCAGAUCCUCAAAGAGUGCAUUGUGAACCUCUGCAUCGCGAAGCCUGAGCGUCCUAUGAAGUUCCUGCGGGAGCAUUUUGAAAAGCUGGAGAAGGAAGAAUGCAAGCAAAUCAUGGCACGUCAGAAAUCUAACAGCCAGUCAGAUUCACAUGAUGAUGAGGUUUCUCCCCCACCACCCAACCCAGUUGUCAAGGCCCGGCGCCGCAGGGGAGGGGUCAGCGCCGAGGUCUACACUGAAGAGGAUGCCGUCAGCUACGUACGCAAGGUGAUCCCAAAGGACUACAAGACCAUGACUGCCUUGGCCAAGGCCAUCUCCAAGAAUGUGCUGUUUGCUCACCUGGAUGACAAUGAGAGAAGUGACAUAUUUGAUGCCAUGUUCCCAGUCACUCACAUUGCAGGAGAAACAGUCAUCCAGCAAGGCGAUGAAGGAGACAACUUCUAUGUGAUUGACCAAGGUGAAGUGGACGUGUACGUGAAUGGUGAGUGGGUGACCAGUAUUGGAGAAGGAGGUAGUUUUGGAGAGCUUGCCCUGAUCUAUGGAACUCCCAGAGCUGCCACCGUCAAGGCCAAGACUGAUCUUAAACUGUGGGGCAUCGACCGAGACAGCUACCGGCGUAUCCUCAUGGGUAGCACACUGAGGAAGAGAAAGAUGUAUGAAGAGUUCCUUAGCAAGGUCUCCAUCCUUGAGUCCUUGGAUAAGUGGGAACGUUUGACUGUGGCCGAUGCCCUGGAGCCCGUUCAGUUUGAGGAUGGAGAGAAGAUAGUGGUGCAGGGAGAGCCUGGCGAUGACUUCUUCAUUAUCACAGAGGGAAUAGCCUCUGUUCUGCAGCGCAGGUCUGACAAUGAGGAGUAUGUGGAGGUUGGACGCCUCGGACCCUCGGACUACUUUGGUGAAAUUGCCCUGCUGUUGAACCGUCCCAGGGCAGCCACUGUAGUCGCCCGUGGUCCGCUCAAGUGUGUAAAGCUAGACAGGCCCCGCUUCGAGCGUGUGCUCGGGCCCUGCUCAGAGAUCCUCAAGAGGAACAUCCAGAGAUACAACAGCUUCAUCUCUCUCACCGUGUGACAGGUCGGCCCCUCUGGGCCCCACCAGCAGGGGUGGGCAACAUCAGCAUCAGAGUUUUGGUUGGUGGGUUGGAAGGGGUGAGGAUGUGGGGUAAAGGACAUGGGUUUUACAUUUACAAUAACAGGGCGCUCAUUUCCUGCCUUUUUUCCAUGUUGCGCAUUUCUUUUUUUUGAUCUUGUGCACUUUGACUUGACCUGUGCCGUCACGUAGCUUUAUGUCAACAACAACAUGCAGGGGUGUUAAAAUCAGAGCAAGGACAGAGAACAUUCAACUCAUUCUAUUCUGUAAAUGAGUCAUAUACACAGUGUGACAACUGUAUAUGAUGCAUGCUUCUAAACUGACAAAGAAUGGCGCUGGCACUUUCGCGAUUUUAUGAAGGGUGUGGAUGAAUUCAGGAAAUAAGAAGGAAGUAAAGUCAUGUUUACGUACAGCGGGAGGAAGUAAGUCCACAUUUCUUUGCUCGCUGGCUGUGGUUUGCCUUUUUUUCACUUCUGAGUGUGUGUGUGGUGCAUUUUUAGGUCAAAUUAGACCGGCACUACACAGACCUCCGUUCCCUAACAUGUAGAUGUAGACGUAUGAAGAAAAAAAUUCCUUCUUGGCUGCUUCCUUCAUUUUUUGUGCUUCUUAAGUGUGCUUUUACUGCUGUUAUCAGUUGGGGGGCUGUGAGAGGCUGUGAUAUGUUGAGUUAAGAUUUUAAUAUUAUGUGGCGUGUGGCAGCCAAAUUAAUUUACGAGUUGAUUUUUAUUUCUCAAGAAAUCCUCUCUGUCCCACUAUUCCCUGAAGCGGUUCAGUCUGAUCUCUGAGCCGUGUGGAGCUUCCAAAGGUGCAGUAGUGUUAUCGGUCCAGUCCACAUACACACAACCAGAGUCUGAAACUCACUAACAUGAAACACACAACCAUACUGUAUAUGCUUACACUGUCUCAGGACUAAACUAAUCUUCACACAGACACACACACACACACAUACACAGACACACACACCUGAUGCUUCUUUAAGCUGAUUUUGUUCUGUUAUAUUGCUAGAUGAAAGCUUUUGCACCACUUUAGAGUUCAUAACAUUGUUUCAAGACAGCAGUUUGAUUUAGCUGUUUUUAAGACACGACUUCUAUGUUAUAAAUAUAUAAAAGAAAGAGGUAAAAAAUAUACUUGUUUUCCUUUCCUUUGAUCUACUGUAAUCUGUCAAAUUUGCACAACUGACCCAGCGACUGAUGUUGUAUAAAAUGCGACCUUAAAAAAAGAAUCUUUCUGUAUUUUCUCUCUCUCUCUGUAUCUCUUUCUUUUAACUAUCAAACCAUCUUGAGCAAAUAAAGAUAAGCCUCUGAAA
This is a messenger RNA of Xiphias gladius (swordfish), 2658 nucleotides long. RefSeq names its product protein kinase, cAMP-dependent, regulatory, type I, beta (gene prkar1b). Gene Ontology annotation, cellular component: cAMP-dependent protein kinase complex. Lineage: Eukaryota; Metazoa; Chordata; Actinopteri; Istiophoriformes; Xiphiidae. The coding region runs from base 192 to 1334 and encodes 380 amino acids. Gene Ontology annotation, biological process: regulation of protein phosphorylation. The transcript is spliced from 11 exons. Gene Ontology annotation, molecular function: cAMP-dependent protein kinase regulator activity. The record is from RefSeq and is a predicted model, not a curated record.